GCGGCCACCACGACCAUCGAGGCUAUCACGACCAUCGCAAUCUUCAGUGGACAUUGGAAGCUGCAUUAAAAAAAAGAGAGAUAUUGAAGGAAGGUGGAGGGAAAUUAUUUGGUAGCAGAUGCAGCAGCGGUCAGCCAGUAGUCUGUCAGUAGUCUGUCAGAGUAGGUCAGUAGCCUGGCCAGUGGCCUGUAAUGGCCUAUAGGGAACCAAUUAUCUACAAGUUAGUGGGUCUUGAUCCUGAACGUCGUGGAGCGGGGUCGAUAACAAUCUGCAUACCCUUGAAACUUUUUCCCUGCUUUUUUCUCUUUCAUCUCGCUGGAUUUGCUGGAUUUGGCUGGUCUUCGCUUGCCUCGCUGACUUCUAACCCGGCGCCAAUACCCAGGGUGGUAGGCCACGACGGCCAACAGCAGUCGACGAAGCACAACACCCUGGCAUCAUGUCAUCCUAUCAAUUCUUGUGUGUUGCUUGUGCGUUGGCCAACCCCGUUCACCAUUCUUCCCUAUGGCACAACAAUAAAACCCGAAUGUCCCCUCUCUCUGCCCAACAUCCGUUCUUCACUCCUAUUUUCCAGCCCAAAGACCCUACCGUUUCUGCCCAACCGAGACCCAUUAUCACAUCACCACAUCACCACUCUCAUCAUCCCGUGGCUUACUUUUUUGUUGCUAUACCCAAGACAUCUUCCACAGUUCCCCCCACAGGACCAAACCCAUCAAUACCCCAUCAGGCCGUGGUUUAUUAACGCCCCAGGAUCGAAUUGUUGCAACACCUCUCCGUCGACAGAGAAAAACUGUGUCCAGUUCAGUUGAGAAACCAGUCUCACUGCUGCACCGCGUCCCAGUGUUUUGCCACAGGAUUCAUAGGGAUCAUCCGGAGAGCCUAUUACUCGUUUCAAUCCCACAAGGAAUCAAAUGACAGCCGUGGUUGUUUCCCGUCCGGACAACAUGUCAGGCUUCAACUCAUCUUUAGACAUGGAUGACGUCCACACUCCUGCGAGGACAGGACAGGACAGGAUCAAUCCGGGACAGGAU
Messenger RNA from Daldinia caldariorum, 1028 nucleotides. RefSeq lists its product as uncharacterized. The transcript is spliced from 2 exons. The coding region runs from base 192 to 806 and encodes 204 amino acids. The record is from RefSeq and is a predicted model, not a curated record. Lineage: Eukaryota; Fungi; Ascomycota; Sordariomycetes; Xylariales; Hypoxylaceae.